AUGCAGCUGUUCUUUUUAGUAGUUUUGUUGGCCAGUGCCUGCCAGGUGCAGGCCAAGGCGGUAUUUGCUCACUUUAUGCUAGGGAAUAGUGACAACUACACCAAGGCCAACUGGGAGCAAGACAUCUCCGCAGCCAAGGAGGCACACAUCGACGCCUUUGCGAUCAACACAGGCUUUGGCCUAUCGAUCCAUCGAAUGCUGAGCGAUGCAUUCGCAGCUGCGGAUGCACUGGACUUUAAGCUCUUCCUGUCCUUGGACUAUUCCGGGGAUGGACACUGGCCGCAGGACCAAGUAAUAAACUACCUCAAAGAUUUCACCAAGCUACCAGCCUACUUCAAAACCGACGACAACAAACCCCUUGUCUCGACUUUCGAAGGCGACCAAGCUGCUGGUGAUUGGAAGAACAUCAAGGAUAAAGUAGACUGCUUCUUUGUUCCGGAAUGGUCUGGGUUGCGUCCUGAAAAAUCCUUGUCCCAUAAGGAAGUCGACGGCCUGAUGAGCUGGACUGCCUGGCCAAAUGGCACCGACCCAAUGACCACUGACACUGAUCAAGAGUAUAUGGACGCUCUCAAGGGGAAGCCGUAUAUUAUGCCUGUCUCGCCAUGGUUCUACACCAACCUGGUGAGGUUCCACAAGAACUGGGUGUGGCAGGGUGACGAUCUCUGGUACACACGCUGGCAGCAGGUGCUCGAGCUCCAACCAGAGUAUGUGGAGAUUCUCACCUGGAAUGACUAUGGCGAGUCGCACUACAUUGGACCGAUCCAUCAGAGCGGCCUCGCGGUCUUCGACUACGGGCAGGCGCCCUUCGACUAUGCUAAGGGGAUGCCCCAUGACGGGUGGCGAAGCUUCCUGCCAUACAUCAUCGACCUGUACAAGAAUGGAGGAAAGGAUGCCGAGAUAGAAGACGAAGGCCUUGUCAGUUGGUACCGAGUCAACCCCGCGUCAGCAUGUUCCUCGGGUAAGACGACGGGAAACACAGUUACGCAAGCGCAACAGACGCUGGAACCGCAAGAGGUGCUGCAGGACAAGGUUUUCUUUUCCGCCCUGUUGGAGUCCUCUGCCGACAUUUCUGUCACUAUUGACGGGAAAAGUCGAGCGGCCAGCUGGACCCAUACCCCGGACGGAGGGAAGGGGAUUUACCACGGCAGCAUCCCCAUCAAUAACCAGACUGGGGCUGUUGCCGUGACCCUGACUCGCGAUAAUCAGUUAUUAGCCGAGAUUGAUGGCCAUCCUAUCACGUCGGACUGUGUCAAAAAUAUGACCAACUGGAACGCUUGGGUAGGAAAUGCCACCUCGACGGCGCCCAAACCUUCUUCGCCGUCGGGGUCGUCAAAGCACGAAUCCUCGUCUACUCGACUAAUCCUGUCGGGGCUUGUCCCUCUUGCUGUGGCCUGGACUCUUUGCUUUGUUCUAAUAUAACGCCGGUGACGACGCGGCGUGAUUC
Aspergillus pseudonomiae is the source of this 1444-nucleotide messenger RNA. RefSeq names its product glycoside hydrolase family 71 protein. The record is from RefSeq and is a predicted model, not a curated record. Gene Ontology annotation, molecular function: glucan endo-1,3-alpha-glucosidase activity. The transcript is spliced from 2 exons. The coding region runs from base 1 to 1419 and encodes 472 amino acids. NCBI's taxonomy places the organism in Eukaryota, Fungi, Ascomycota, Eurotiomycetes, Eurotiales, Aspergillaceae. Gene Ontology annotation, biological process: mating projection tip cell wall disassembly.